Pocillopora meandrina is the source of this 1713-nucleotide messenger RNA. The record is from the annotation of a GenBank genome assembly. NCBI's taxonomy places the organism in Eukaryota, Metazoa, Cnidaria, Anthozoa, Scleractinia, Pocilloporidae.
AUGGCCAGUGCUACACCAACAACUUCAUCCUCAAAGGAGACGACAAACUAUGCCAGGUUGUGUCGUCUCCUGGUUGAUAUUGGAACCCAGGCUCUUCGAGAUACGUUAGAUGCCAUCCAUGCACCGGGAAAUUUACACUCAGUUUUGGCGGCAAACAAACGCACCUUACAAUCGCUCAGAGCAAAGAAGAUUAUUAAUCCAAUACAAUGGGGAAAACUUUUUCCUGCUAUCCUUACUGCAGUAUCCUCACGUGACUUUGACACGACCCUCCUGAUGGUUCUGCUUCGAAACUUGUGCGGUUUAACUGCUCCGCCGACCGGCUGGGACAAAUUACCCGCUGUAACAGACCUCAGCAGGGAAGCGGACAUUGCUCGAGUUAAGUAUUUUAGGAACACUGUGUAUGGUCACGCUGAGAAAGCUUCUGUCGAUGACAUCAGUUUCAAUAACUUCUGGCGUGACAUCCGGGACACUCUCGUCAGACUGGGAGGAGUUACUUAUCAAGAUGCUAUUGAUAAACUUAGAAACGAGACCAUGGACCCUGAUAUUGAAGAUCACUACGUGAAGCUCCUGAGUGAGUGGAAAAAGGACGAAAGUAAUGUUAAAGAAGAGCUAGGCGAGAUGAGGAAAAUUCAGGAGGAACUGUUACAUGCGCAGAAGGAAAUAUUACAUACUUUGACAUCAUCGAGAGAAGUUGUUGACCAAGGUAAGAUCUCUCACAAGUACGCAUUCGACACGUAAUAUUUGACUUCGUUCAUAUAUUACUUAGUUCCCCCAAUUCAAUCUAUUUUGUUGUUCCACUUCACCGCUCCCACCAAAAUAUUAGUGAGAAAGUGAUCUUAUGUUUUGUUCAUUUACUCAGCAAUGAAUUAGAAAAAUUUACAAUGCGUCCAUAAUUCUAUAAAGCCACUCAUUAAGAAGUAAAUAUUGAUCAAAUAAGAGUUGAACGUUAGUCCAGGUUCUGUUCCAAAUUAAACGGACGUCCUACGUUCCCCUUCCUUCCCCCCUCCCCACAAAAAAAAAUUCCUCUUCCCCGCCUUUGCCUUUUACAUCGGCAAUGUGAUCAUCGUCACUCUCCCUUACCUUGUUCUUUCUCGAAAAGCUGCUGUUAAUUCACCCCACUCUGGACUGUCAAAAUGUUCUGCUUGCUGAUUUUUCGGGAAUGUGUUGUGCUCGGAGCCUCCUCUCUUGAUUGUGCCGUUAUUAAGACUCAUUGUCGGGCCACGACAGUGUUUGAAAUUUUUUAGACAAAAGGUGAGGUUGUGAAAUCAUUUAUUUGUGUUAUUAUUUUUCAUUUUAGGCACAGUUACGGCGCAACAUGACGUUCCUUUUAAAGUCGUCCCCAUGAAUCUUAGCGCUGAAAAACUGGAGAAAUUCAAACGGCAUUUUAGGGAGGACAUUUUAAUGUUCAUGGACAACAACGAACUUUCUCCAACUGGAGGAAUAGGUGAAUUCCUUAAGUAUAUAGAAAACAUUUACAAACUGCGCACAGAGGCAUUAGGUUAUGGCUGCAUAGAAAUACGAGUGCAAUGCCACAAUCUGGAGAGCCUGGAAAGACUGUGGAAAGACUGCAACCAUGGCGACCUCAACAGAAUGGCUGAAAGAUACCUGGUAACGACUGAACUUAAAAAGGAACUUGAUCUGAAAGCUUUAAGAUUAAGUAUUAAGAUUAAUGAAGAGGACUACUUGGCAUGCAAGGAGUCUUUCCUGGAGGUU